AUGUCGAUAGUUUUAAGAUCUUAUUUAAAAGUAAAAAAUAAUGUUCUAUCAGUUGGAAGUUCAAAAUCUUCGCCGGUGUUGAUGUAUGUAUCGCCGUUAUUCACGCGGCAUCUCAGCGAGGAUAAAACCAACAGUCCUGAGUUUAUUAAUAGCUCUAUAUUGAUGGAAAAUGGGAUGAAUGUUCAAGAGCUUCCUUUGAUUGUGAGGAAGCUAACGAAUAUAGCGGAAAUUGAUGAGAAAUCGACUGUCGAAGAUCCUCAAAGUGCGCCGGAUAACGGCAGCUACCAUCUCAUUCAAGCGGAAUUUAAACAGUGCGUCGACCUUCGAGACGUUUUUUCUUUACUAUCAAAAUGUACUAAGAUUACUCCUAAUAUUGCUUUAGGUGCCAUGGAGAGAAUCUACGACAUUGAAAAGAAUCCAAUGGAUGCAGCUCCAAUGCUUAUUGACUCAAAUACUCAUAUCAACAUGGCUAAAGGUGCUAUAUUAGACAAACUUUUAAAAGUAAUCAUAAAGACUGAAGAUACCCAGACAACACUGAAUAUUUUGAAAACUAUAUCAAACUUUAUGGACCCUUAUAAACACAAAUUUUGUGAAGAACUCCUAUUCAGAGUCAUUGAUAAUAAAUUGUCCAUUCUGCAAAUUUGUGAAUUUUUAUCAUUUCUGAUUAAUAACAGAAGUGAUCCCCGGUACUCUGAGAUUAUCGAUAAAUUAUGGAUUGGGUUUGUACAAAAAGAAGCAGAUAUUAAUGAAGUAAAUAUUGUAAAAAUAUUCACAAUUCUACCAGGAUUAAAAGUAAGCAAGAGGACUAUACUAACACUACUAGAGCAAAAGUUUGCUGACUUGUGGAGUAAAAUUAAAGUACCAGUAAUGCAAGAAAUACUAAACACUUUCUUGGAAGUAAAAUAUUCAUCAAUGCAGUCAUUUGCUGUGGUCGGCACAUGGAUACAUAAAAAUAUCCAUGCAUUAGAUGAGGAGUCUUUCCUAGACAUAGUUACAAAAGUGACAAGGCUCAACUACACUGAUGAUCACAUAGAAAAGGCCAUUGAAAAGUAUAUAAAAUUGAAGGGGCCAAGAAUUCAGAGCCCAAUUGUUAUUGUGAGCAUUCUUAACUACUGCAUGCAGUUUCAAAUUCGCAAUGAACAGAUUUUAAAUGCUUGCAGUGAAUAUUUUUUAACCAACGGCAAUGUUAUACCUGCUAGUUUUCUGAAGUCUUUUAUUUAUCCAUUUGGAUAUUUGUAUUUUGAUCCAAUUCAAGGUUUUGAAUUUUGGCAACAGGCUGAAAGAGUGCUGGAAGAAAAAUUUGAUAAAAUAUCAGCAGAUGAUUUAGCUUCUAUGAUACUUUCCUUCAUUUUUGUUGGUAAGCAUCCCUUGGAGUUAGUGAAAAGGAUGCUCAGCCCUGAGUACUUGGUGAGGAUUAACAAUCCUCAAGUAAUGAAAAAGUUCCAUUUGGUAGACACUGCUCUAUCUUUGGAGUGUAAGGAUUAUUCUAUCCCUCUUCUUCCAAAAGACCAGUGGUCUAAAUUCACUCUUCAAGAUAGUAGAGUUAGGAAUAUAAUAGAUAAGAUAAAAGAUACCCUACAAGAAGUUGCAGGUGGUGUUGAUAAUUAUUCCACAUGUGUUUUUAUACCAAACUUACAUUUUGAUGAAACUUAUUUGAUAGAUAUCAUGUUACACCCUGCUGGUUUGGGAAGUAAUAAUUUUAAUUGGAAGCUGAAAUCUGGUAAAAACGUGAAUACUGCUAUUUUAAUUCAUCUACCAGACCAUUAUUGUUCAGAUAAUAAGCAGUUGAUUGGCCCUCAAGUAAUGAAGAAGAGGCAUUUGAAAAUUCUCAGCAUGAAGGUUGUUAGUCUUAAGUAUUCUAUUAUCAGUAAAUUCUAUACAUCAUUUAAUACCAGUGAUUUGAAGAAAUAUCUUAUUGCCAGUAUUUUGAAUGCUGAGCCUUGUAUGUAGUGUUUUUUAUUGUUAAAGUAAGAAAUAAAUAUGUAAAUUAUAUAAAGUGCCAUUGCCUAUUGGCGAUAAAAAAUAGCAAAAAACAUUAGAAUGUAAGAUGUGCAAUUCAGUAGAGUAUUAAAUUUUUUUACUCGAUUAUGGAAAGCUUAUAUUUUGUGAUAUGAAGUACAAUUUUGUGGUAAAUCAAUAAAAAAGCAACAACAUAAUGUUAUAAUUAAUUUAUUUCAUUAUACUCAUAACAUCUUUCUCUUAAAAUUUACUCACUGACUAAUUCACUAGAAUUUUAUUAUUUGAAUAUUUUUAAUAUUUUCUUAAACAACUCUUAGGUACACUUCGAAAUAUUUUUUCUAAUAAAACUCGUUCAGAUUAAAGAUUAACUAGCAUUCCGCUUUGCGGGACUGCUUUGGG
Molecule: messenger RNA, 2358 nt
Organism: Hyposmocoma kahamanoa
Lineage: Eukaryota; Metazoa; Arthropoda; Insecta; Lepidoptera; Cosmopterigidae
Product: FAST kinase domain-containing protein 3, mitochondrial-like
Exons: 1
Coding region: 1-1950 (649 amino acids)
Biological process (GO): regulation of mitochondrial mRNA stability
Source: RefSeq, a predicted model, not a curated record